Molecule: messenger RNA, 2143 nt
Organism: Austrofundulus limnaeus
Lineage: Eukaryota; Metazoa; Chordata; Actinopteri; Cyprinodontiformes; Rivulidae
Gene: cideb
Product: cell death inducing DFFA like effector b
Exons: 5
Coding region: 127-753 (208 amino acids)
Biological process (GO): apoptotic process; regulation of apoptotic process
Source: RefSeq, a predicted model, not a curated record
CACACACACACACACACACACACACACACACACACACACACACACACACAGGGAGUGUGAGACUUUCUGUCGCACCAAAACACUCGACGAAACACAAAGCUGUGAGAAGACGACACACCGAUCAGGAUGGAUUCUACGUCUUCAUUCCUCAAAUCUGUGACCAAGCGAGUUUGGUCUCCUCCACAGAGGCCUUUCAGAGUCUGCUGUCACACGAGAGAGACCAAAAAAGGGAUCACAGCAGGAACCCUGGAGGAGCUGAAGGAGAGGGUCUGCCAGGCGCUGCUGCUCUGUCUUUCUGCAGCAUCUCUGAGUCUGGUUUGUGAGGAGGACGGUACCGAGGUGGACUCUGAUGAGUUCCUCAUGACUUUACCAGACAAYGUCAUGCUUAUGGCUCUGGAGCCUGGACAGAUGUGGAAACCACUGGCCGGUUCAGUCGUGCUCCGAAACCACGGCAAGCCUCGCACCGGCAGAGACAUUGCUCGAGUCACCUUUGACCUUUACAGGAUAAGUCCCAAAGACCUGUUUGGCUCCCUGAGUGUGAAGGCCACGUUUCAAGGCCUGUACUCUGUGAGCGCUGACUUUCAGUGUCUGGGCCCCAAGAAAGUCCUUAGAGAAGUUCUGCGUCUGGUCUCCACCCUCCUUCAGGCGGCUGGACACCUGCUCAUCACUUCUGCCUCAGUGAUCCGUCGAGUUAUUGAAGGCACUGAGCUCUGGCAACCACAGAGGACCGAGUACACCACCAGCUGGAACUAAAUCAACCCGAUUAAAGGAAUCUAGCGGAUAGACCUGUUUGGGGUCCUUAACACCCAUGCUUACCAUUAAGAAUCUAAUCUAACAGAACAAUAGUUAUCAAAAAACUAUCCUUUGCUGAUUUUUUGAAUUAGUGUAUAGACCACAUAACCCGAAACCAAGUCAAGACCAGUGUAUAGAGACCGAAACAAAACCAAAACUUUUAGAGGCUCAGACUGAGUCAAGACUGGAAAAAGUGGAAACUAGAGCCCUAAAAGUAUACUGUACACAGGUAGCUAACAUAAUAUGUAGUUAAUACUGACUAAAUCUCUUUGUGUGAGGACCAGGUUAAGAAUUUUGGUACAGAGGCAGAUUGCUAACUUUAGCUAGCUUUGCUAACAUCAAUUACACAUAGCUUAUCUUUUUUGUGUGUUUCGUUUCUAAGUGUUGAUAAAAGUUUACUAUAGUCCCUACCUUCUCUGAAAGUGAAACACUGCAGAAUUUACAAAUAUAUUAUUUAUGAUUUAUGCAGCCGGAUUGUUUCACUGAAGACUUUACAGACAUCUGCUCCCAAACAACCACUGCUCACUUUCUUGAAAAGCCACAUGCGAGUGACAGGGGGUGGGUAUGUAUGGGUGACAGAGGUAACAAAAAUACAACGAGUCAUGCUUGGAUUGGAAUCAGAACAUUUUAAUCCAAUGAAAGCAACAAUAACAAAUAAAUUGAACAAAAUUCUGGAAAUUUACUGAUAUUUCCACAGUUGUGGUCUUGAAAUAAAAUUCAAAGUCCUCAAUGUCCAAGACCGAGUAAAAAAGUGGUCGAGUCUGAGACGAGACCAUCAAAAAGUGGUCUUGAGACCAUCCAUGACUUGUCUCGAGUACUACAACAUUAAAGAUGAAGGAGAUUAGGCAAAACAAUUCAAAACAAGUCACACAGUGUAGCUUGUAGUUCACUCACGUCCUAUUUGAGGUCAGUGUUCUGACAUAAAAUGAGUGUAAUAUUUGCGUAUUUCUGARUAAAAAAUGUUGAGGGGAAAUUUGUAUUCUAAUUAGCUGUAUUCUGUUGUGUUUUAUUUGGGGAUUAACUGUGGUUACCUGUUUUCUACACUGUGACAGAAUGUGUUAUCUGAUCACAAUCCCAAAUAUGUAGCCUAAAACACAUAUCAUGCCUGUCUUAAAACUCUGACCUUGAAGACUGAAGUUUAGUGGAAUGCCAAUUAACCUGGUAUACUUAACUGUGUGCAACAAACGGUUUGAUAUUUCCCAAAUUUAACAGCUAUGAAUGUAAUACAUUUUUUAAUCACAAGUUGUAAAAUUAAACUAUAUGUACAGCUGGAUAAGAGAAUGAAUGUCAAAAUAUUACUAAUGUUGUAUUGUUUUUAUGCAACAUAUUUUACAUUAAAUCCUUGAAGGUU